Phytophthora sojae is the source of this 690-nucleotide messenger RNA. RefSeq lists its product as hypothetical. The record is from RefSeq and is a predicted model, not a curated record. Bases 1 to 690 code for a protein of 229 amino acids. NCBI's taxonomy places the organism in Eukaryota, Oomycota, Peronosporomycetes, Peronosporales, Peronosporaceae. The transcript has a single exon.
AUGGACGCGUAUGUCGCUCGACAAGAGUUGUCCGAUCCUUCUGCGUCGAUAUCUGCGAUGGGGAUAACAGAGGAUAGCCAGCUGAUCUACGCUGCGGGACUUGCAAGAUCCUCAGACUAUGUGUAUUUGAUCCAGCCUGCUCUCCAAUCGAAGGUCGAAGCUGCGGUGUUUCAGAUUGAGGAUGCGGAUGGCGACUACGUUGGCAUGGGGGUGUACUACAGCCCCACUCGAGCGGUGGCUUGUGCGCACAUCUUCACUUCGAUACACGGCGAUAUGGUGACGAUGGUUUGCGGGGAGGAGCGUGUCGCCGUCAAGGUGAAACUGCGUAAUGAAGGCAAUGAUUUCGCCAUUCUGGAGUCCUCGAGCCCAAGGCCCUUCAUUUCGAUAUGGAAGGGAAAUCUUCGUGAACUGCGAGGUAUUGCGCUUGUAUUGGUAUCGUACGGACCCGGCAUUGAUAAUUACCAACGCAUGUUCGAGAACGAGCUCGCAUUUUCUGCUGCCUCCUGUGUGGAAGUGUCGAGGUUCAAGACGCACGUCACGUACUCGUGUCCAGCUCUCAAAGGAAAAUCUGGAGCGGCGCUUGUUCUGGCGAAUGGGGAGGACGUGCAACUACAUGUAGUUGGGAUACACCAAAUGUCGAUCAAUGCUGUCGCUCGCUCGGCUCUUUUGUUGCAAAAUCUAACGGGUUGA